AUGGCUGCUUACGAGGCUCUUUAUAGCCGGAUGUGUAGAUCUCCGAUUUGUUGGGAUGAAAUAGGUGAAAGGAAGAUCUUAGAUCCAACUGUAGUACCGUGGAUUGAGGAGCCAUAUGAAAAGGUGAAGUUGAUACGCCAAAAGAUUCAAACAACUCAGAUCCAUCAAAAGAGUUAUGCAGAUAAUCGAAAGAAGGAUUUGGAGUUUGCAGUUGGAGAUCAACUUUUAUUUAAGAUCACUCUUCUAAAAGCGAGUUUGAUGGCAGGAAGAGAAAAGAAGUUACAACCAAAAUUUGUAGCACCCUAUAAGAUUCUCCAACGUGUCGGAAACGUGGCCUAUAAUUUAGAACAACCACCCAAUUUGUCUCAAAUCCAUAAUAUUUUUCAUGUAUUUAUACUCAAGAAAUAUCAUCCAAAUCCCUCCCAUGUACUGCAACCAGAAAAUAUCGAGAUUACCGAGGCACUAACGUAUGAGGAGAAACCAAUGAAACUUUUGGAUCGCAAAGUAAAAGAGCUGAGAAAUAAGCAAAUCCCUUUGAUAAAAGUUAUAUGGAGGAAUCACGGAAUAGAGAAAGCAACUUGA
Coffea arabica (coffee) is the source of this 582-nucleotide messenger RNA. RefSeq lists its product as uncharacterized. Lineage: Eukaryota; Viridiplantae; Streptophyta; Magnoliopsida; Gentianales; Rubiaceae. The record is from RefSeq and is a predicted model, not a curated record.